ACCUGGUAGGAGAGUGAAGUCGGAGGCCAGAUGUAUCUGGGGCUUAAACCCCAACAGGUGCCUAUCCAGAAGCAGGAGCAUGACCUGAGUCUGCUGGUAGCUGAGAGCAAUAUGGGGCUAGAGGCCAUUUAAUCUUAGUCUUCACUGCUGAUAAAGAUUUGAUUCAAGUGCACCUACCUGGCUUAGUUGUCCACUUGAGAGAGCCUACAGCAGGAGUUGAUUGGCAUUACCUAUGGAGAGGAUACAUGGGGCCAUAAUGAUGUUAUCAGAGAAUCACUGAACGAAGACCUCAGAAAUAAUACCUGAUGGAUGUUGGUUGUCUUUUAGUUUUUUCGUCAAUUCUAUACCCAACCUAAAUAUAGUCUCUCAACUUCUUAAAAAUUCUGAAGUGUCUCUCAAGUGUCAGGAGUUGAAGAGAAAGGAUCCGUUGACCUGCAGAGGAAGCAGGUGCCUUGCUGGCUACAUCUACACCAGCUCUGAAAAGAAAACAAGAACCAGAUACAUUCCUUGAAUGAAGCACCAUGGCCAGAUUUUUACAGACCCUGAUGUUCUUGGUGAUCACAGUGGAAUUUGUAUCUAGAAGAGUCGAAGCCUGGGGCUCACCAACGAUUGUAAGGCCAUUUGAAGACAUCCCCAAAUCCUAUGUCUAUGUCCAGCAUGCACUCUGGUAUGCCAUGAAAGAAUACAACAAGGCCAGCAAUGAUCAAUACAACUUCAAGGUGGUGGAUAUCCUAAAAUCUCAGGAGCAGAUCACAGACAGCUUGGAGUAUUAUCUUGAAGUAAACAUUGCCCGAACAAUGUGCAAGAAAAUUGCAGGAGACAAUGAAAACUGCUUGAUUCAAAAUGAUCCUAAAAUGAAAAAGAUGGUGUUUUGCAUUUUUAUUGUUAGCUCGAAACCAUGGAAGUUCGAACUUAAAAUGCUGAAGAAACAAUGUAAAGAUAUCUAAUCAGCAUCCAGUACACCUUGCCACUCUUUUCUUUUAAAUGAAUAAAGAUGCUUGCAAGAGAAUGGACCACCA
Molecule: messenger RNA, 1019 nt
Organism: Rattus norvegicus (Norway rat)
Lineage: Eukaryota; Metazoa; Chordata; Mammalia; Rodentia; Muridae
Gene: Cst13
Product: cystatin 13
Biological process (GO): response to axon injury; salivary gland development
Molecular function (GO): protease binding; peptidase inhibitor activity; cysteine-type endopeptidase inhibitor activity
Source: RefSeq, a predicted model, not a curated record